AUGAACACAUAUCUCCGGCCGACAAUGGAAUACGCGAUCCAAGCCUGGUCUCCAUGGCUGCAAAAGGAUACACAACUGCUAGAGCGUAUCUACCACCGCGCGACCAAGCUGGUCAUUGGCCUCCGAAACGUUCCCUACAGUGAAAGGCUACGUAAACUCGAUUUGUUUGAUUUAACUUAUCGGCGUAUACGAGGAGACCUCAUCCUGAUGUUCAAGAUAAUAAACACCCCUAAUCACCCUUUAAAACAUUUGUUCACAGUUAAUUUGGCCCGACAGACCCGACGGAAUCCAUUGGCCGUUGACAUUCCAUGUUCCCGCAUUAACUGUCGGCGCUACUUUUUUUCAGUCCGCGUAUCCCUCACGUGGAACAAACUACCAACAUCUGUUGUGGAUUGUGAACGGUUACCUGUAACCGCAGCCAACCACAUCAAAAAUCACAUGUGCAGCCGCAAAUCGGAUCGGCAUACCGCGAACCCCGGUCUGGAUAGCCGCUUGAUUGCCUGGUGCGCUCGGCCAAACCAGAAAAGUCAAGUGAACGUGCGAGCCAGCUACUCUGUUGAUCACUGUCGCGUGCAAGCGGUCAAGAGUGAUACUAAGAAUACAACCCAUCCGUUCAAGGGCGAGUGA
This is a messenger RNA of Opisthorchis viverrini, 627 nucleotides long. RefSeq lists its product as hypothetical. The record is from RefSeq and is a predicted model, not a curated record. NCBI's taxonomy places the organism in Eukaryota, Metazoa, Platyhelminthes, Trematoda, Opisthorchiida, Opisthorchiidae. The coding region runs from base 1 to 627 and encodes 208 amino acids. The transcript is spliced from 3 exons.